This is a messenger RNA of Effrenium voratum, 2610 nucleotides long. The record is from the annotation of a GenBank genome assembly. NCBI's taxonomy places the organism in Eukaryota, Dinophyceae, Suessiales, Symbiodiniaceae.
AUGUUGCGCGGAGCGACCGGUUCUCCCCGCCUCUUCUCCGGAAGCAUCGACCGAUCGACUGGUGCGCGGCUCGCGCGUCCUCCGGCCAUGAGCGGCCGGGCGAACCACGAGGAGGUGGAGCCGCCGGGCCUGGAGCUGGAGGAGGGCAGCUUCUGGCAGCUGCAUCGCCAGCUGGCGGACUGCCACGCGACAAGACCUGCGUCGGCCUUGUCCGUGGGGACGAAAGACACAGGUUAUGUGGCGGACAUUGCCAAGCUGGGCAAACGUGUCAGCGUGUCCAUGCCCCCAUGCUCUCCGCCAGAGAUGCUGUUCGAGCAAGACCGCAGGGAUUCGAUAGACUCCCAUUUUAGGACCUCGAAGAGCAACAAGAAGGACACCUUGAAGCCCCCGUCGCGGGCUCCUUCCAUCGAGAAUCCCAAGUCCAGCGAGACCCCGACCGUUGCCCAGAGGAAGGACCGCACCUUGAAGACGCUGCUGAACGUCCAGGGCCUGCAGCCCACCGCCUCCGAGACCUUCGACCUGCGGGAGCUGGACCUGAAGGUGCACGAGCGCUGGGACGCGGCGCGGGCCAAGCAGCAGAAGCACUUCGCCAAGAAGAGCCUGGAGGACGGCAGGUCCAAGACCCAGGCCAUGCGCCUCGGAUCUGGGACGGAUCUGGGAGCAAAAAACAUCCGGAGAAGCGAGAAAGAAGCGGGGAGAAAUCGCGGGGCCCAGGACCUCAGGCAGCCAGUCAUGACUGUGGCGGAGGAGCUGCCUCGAAGGCGGUGUGUGCUUCACCCGGGGGGGCGCUUCAAGACGUGCUGGAACGUGAUGGUGGCGGCGUGUGUGCUGCACGACCUGCUGGUGAUCCCCCUGAACACCUUCUCCUUCCCCCAGAACGUCUUCUGGGACUUGACGAGCUGGUCCGUCCAAGUCUUUUGGAACCUGGACUUCUUCGUGUCGCUCUUCAGCGCCUUCUAUGACGAGGGCGCUCUGGUGAUGAGCUUGCCCCGCAUCGCGGCGCAGUAUGCGCGGACCUGGAUGCUCUUUGAUGUGACCAUGAUCUCUAUGGACUGGUGCUUCAGGAUCAUGGAUAUGGUGGACUCGGAGCAAGCGGAGUCCAUCAUGUGGUCCAAGAGCUUGCGGAUGCUCCGCUUCCUGCGGCUCAUGCGGAUGCUCCGCUGGGUGAAGCUGCGCCGCAUCAACGAGAUCUUCCAGGAGUUCUUCCACUCCCAGGCCGCCAGCCUUUACUACGGGCUCUUUCACAGCAUCGCGACGCUGAUGGUCCUGAACCACCUCAUCGCGUGCGCUUGGUUUGCCACCAGCCACAUGGACGAGAUGAAUUGGGUGACGGACCUUGGGAUCCACAAUGACCCCGCGGAGUACCAGUAUCUCACCUGCAUGAACUGGGCCUUCGCCCAGCUGGGCGUGGGAUCCAGCCCGGCCAAAGCCACCAACAGCCUGGAGAUGGUCUUUUGCAUCGUCAUCGCCUUCAGGUCACUCAUCACGUCCUCCACACUCAUCAGCACAGUGAGCAACCUGAUGGCCGGGCUCAGCAAGAUCAAGGAGGACGAGAACACCGAGUUCCGGCUCCUGCGGUGCUACCUGGCCCAAAACAACAUUCCAAUCGUCUUGGGCCAGAAGAUUACACAUUUUCUGCAGUACCAGUACACACUGAGACAAGAAGCGAGGCGCGAUCCCUUGUCGUUGGAUGUAUUGCAUUGGGCUGGCACACGCCCCCUUUCACCUCCUUUCAGCUUUGGUCGCGCCUUUUCCUUUCUUCUCAAUUGCUCACUUCUUUCACAUUUUGUUCACACUGGUGCCUCUUGUCACAUUUGUGUCAUGUCUUCACCUUUCUUGAUCUCUUGGUGUCCUCUUUCGGCUCAUAUUGACUCUGAUGUCCGAGAGCCGUGCCGGGGCCAACUCGAAUCCGAAUGCGUCCGGCAGGUCAGCCGACAUGCAGGCAGGAUGGGUCCUUGCAAGGGGCCAGGGCCCACGGGUUCUUCCGAUGGCUCAGAUGGCGAAGAUGUCAUGAUUUUGACCCAGCCCCGUGGUUAUUUGUGGGGAUUCAUGCAAAGACUGCUUCGAGGUGAUGAACACAUGCGUCACAAAACCCGCAUCCUUGCGGGGAUUCGUGUGUUGGUUCAACCAGGUCCACUUCGAGGUGAUGUUUCUUUUCCAGUCCUAAACAAUCCCGAGCCACGGCCAAGGGCUCCGGUUCCCCCAGUCUGUUUAAUCCAGAGUGGCUGGCUCGACUCCCGCGCCGCGGCCAAGUCCUAUGCGUUCGCAGAUCGAUUUGUCCGAAAACUCUCGAGCCGUGCCCUUGACCUCCGGGCUCCUGGCUCCGGUUUGUUCGCAGGUGCCGCUGCUGGAGCUCCUGUCUCAGCAGCUGCAGGGGGAGCUGCAGUUCGCGCGCUACGAGGAGUCCCUGGCCAAGCUGCGGCUGGUGGUGGCGCCCCGGCGUCGAGUUGGCGGGUUCCGGGCGGGCGAGCCGAGGGAUGUCGGGCGACCGGGGGGGGGGUGCGCUGGGCACCUGGGGUGUUUUUUGGGGUUCGGACCCGUUUUUUCGUGAGAAAAGAUUGGAAGCUCCACCGUUCAAGCACGGGGCAGCUUCAAUUGUUGGUGGGUUGA